GCAUGGGGGUCCCGAAGCGUCUGCCAUGCGGGAAGGAGCCGGGGGUGGCCCGUUCUCCUCCCCCCCGGCGGGCGCCUCCCGCCGCCGCCGGCGGGGCUUGGGGAGCUCCUGCAGCCCUCACGGGGGCUGCACAGUGGGCUCUUUUCCCUCGGGGAUCCGAGGGUCCCCCAGGGUCCCGCUCAGCCGGGGCCGGUCCUGCCGCCGAACACCCGUAGUGCGCGGAGGCGAAGGAAACGCCGGCCGCCUCCUUCCCUCCUCCGCGGCCGGUCCGGUCCCCUGGCUGUGCCCCCGCUCGGGCUAAGCCGCUCAGGGAAAUCCUCGGGUCAACCCUCAUCCCCGCUAAGCCCCCUGCGUUCCUCUGGCGGCCAGGGUCGGGUGGUUCCGCGGUGCCAGGGGGCGGGCAGCGCCCCGCUCUGCGGCCGCGGCGGGGCUGACCCCGCGGGGAGCCGGGAGGAACCCGGCCCCGCGCCGCAGGACCCGGCGGGGCCGGGCGGGGACGGCGAAGUAGUCCCGGCCCGCCCUCCGCGGUCGCAUCACGCUGGGCGGGAGCGCGGAUCCCUGCGCGGGGUUGCUAAGGGUGAAAGUUUGCCGUGAGUUGGCUCAGUUGGGGCCAGGGCGCGGGCGGCGGCGGGCGGGCCGGCGGGCCGGGGCGAGGCGGCACAGGCGGCGACAGGCAUCGGCACCCGCGUCCCCACCGCCCGGCGUCCAUCACCACCUCUGGCCCGCGCCGCAGUCCCCGGGCCCGCCCCGCGGAGGUCUGUUCGGAACCAAAUCUUGUCUAUGCGUGUGUCAUUUUGUCUCUUUUAAUACACUGCCCUGACUUGCUUGCUGUGAAGGGAGUAUGCAUCUGGAGAUCAAAGUUGCUCUUAACUUCAUCAUCUCAUACCUAUACAACAAGCUUCCUCGGAGGCGGGCAGACCUGUUUGGUGAGGAGCUAGAGCGCCUGCUGAAGAAGAAAUAUGAGGGUCACUGGUACCCGGAGAAGCCUCUGAAGGGCUCUGGCUAUCGCUGUGUCCAUAUAGGGGAGACUGUGGAUCCAGUGGUGGAGCUGGCGGCCAAGCGGAGCGGGCUGGCUGUGGAGGAUGUGCGUGCCAACGUGCCAGAAGAGCUGAGUGUCUGGAUCGAUCCUUUUGAGGUUUCCUACCAGAUUGGUGAGAAGGGCUCUGUUAAGGUCCUCUACCUGGAUGACAGCGAGGGCUGCAGCGCUGUGGAGCUGGACAAAGAAAUCAAGAGCAGCUUUAACCCCGACGCCCAGGUAUUUGUCCCCAUUGGCAGCCAGGACAACUCACUGUCCAACUCUCCGUCCCCCUCCUUCGGCCAGUCACCUAGUCCCACCUUCAUCCCUCGCUCUGCCCAGCCCAUCACUUUCACCACUGCCACCUUUGCUGCCACAAAGUUUGGCUCUACCAAGAUGAAGAAGGGCGGAGGAGCUGGAGGAGGGGGUGGUGGAGCAGGGGCUGGCCAGCAGCCAAGGAUGGUCAGGUCUCCCACCACCAAUCUGCUGAAGCACAAGGGCCUCUCCCUGUCCAUGCACUCUCUGAACUUCAUCGGGAGUGCUGGGAGCCAAGCCCCGCAGUCGCAGCUCUCCCCCAACGCCAAGGAGUUCGUUUACAAUGGUGGGUCACCAGGAGCCAGCAGUCUCUUCUUCGACGGCAUUGCCAGUGAGACCCAGGCCAGCAGCAUCCCGCCAGCAUCGCAGUUCAACACUGGCACAGGUGGUACCUUCGAUAUGGCUCAGGUCUUAGGUGGCAGCACCAACAGCCUCUUCCUAGAGAAGUCUCCCUUCGUGGAAGGACUCAGCUACAACCUGAAUGCCAUGCAGUACCCCAGCCAGUCGUUUCAGCCUGUUGUCCUGGCCAACUGAACACAAGGAAGGAGAGUAUUUUGGGGCGGGGAGGGAGGGGGGGAAACAAGAACAAAACAAACAAAAGAGGGAGAGAAAAGAAAACUAAAAAUAUACAGAAAAUACUCAAAACUUAUAAAUAUAGCUUCUUGGGAAACGAGAGAGCCCAGUGUUGUUGCGCUGUGGUGGCAACGCUCCUGAAGCACUGACUUGUUUUUUAACUCAGUCCCUGUGCUUUUUUCCUACUCACUUUUUUACUCCUUAAAUGAGUCUUGGGAUUUUUUCGGUUUGUGUUAUCCCCACCCCUUUUCUCCAGCCCAGGACUGGUGCAAACAUAGGUCACGAUGUUCCUGAUUCCCUGCACCCGCCCCAACGCUGGACACAGGGUCCUUCCACUUAGAUUUAGGAACGACAUCUUCAUACCACCUCGCUGGAGUAGGGACAGGGAGAGAGGAUGAGUCAGUGUUGGUGGAGAUACACACACUUUUGUUGCGUGCUAGCCAGAAACGGGUGGGUGGGCUUGCUUUUCUCUGCCCAUGGGUGUAGACUGUUGUGCUGCUGUUGCUCCAGGCUCUCCAGCCCAUGCUGGUGUCAGCUGUUCUCUCUGUGCUGAAAAGCACCAACUCUUCUCCUUGACCGCCUCCCAGCACGUAGCAGGGAGGGCAGAGUGUUACUGUGAAAUGGCUUCGUCCUGCUCCCUUCCUCGCCUGCACUUCCAGCCACUGCUACAGGAGAACAGUGCUUUGAAUUUAGUGAUUCCAGUUAUUGUCCUUGUCUGAGCGAGGAGGGAGCCUUUCUGUGCCCUCUUGGGGCCAACUGGCCAUUUUGGGUGACAGCCCUGUGGUGUAGGAACACCACCUGCCUGUCCCUGUGGCUGGGGGAGGUGGCUCUGGCCCCACUUGGAUCCUGCCCCUGCUUCCUGGACCUUCUCCCCAGCAGCAGGGGACAGCAUCCACCAGCAGUUAUCUGGGGUGGUGAUCUGGGUCUGAGUUCUUGUUCCCUGCUGUGAAUUCAUCUUGUCUAGGAGAGGGAAUUCUUUUUUUUUUUUUAAGUUAAGAGAGGCAGCAUUACUUUUGAGGAAGAGAAAGGGCUAUGUUGUUGAAGCUGCUCUCGAGUGGUGUCGUAAGGGUUAAUGUUUUCAGCCAGGCAUACGCCUGACAAAAUCCUCUUCUGGAGGAGCAGGAGGAGGUGGCUGAUCUGGUGUGGAAGGGAAGCACCUAGUAUAAGCUCAUCAUUCCAGCCAGGUUGUGUCAACGUAGAUGGCAGCAGAUUUAGAGCAGAGUGGGGAUGGGCGCUCCAAGGGGAGCAGUUGUCCCAGCCUGUGAAUGUCUUGUGCCUCCCUGCUGCAGGGCUGGGAUCUGGGAAUGCUCCUGCAGCUUUCCCUGGGACAAUGUGCUGCAGCUGGGCAGUAGUCGCUUCUGUGUCAGGGACUCCGAAACCCACCUUCACAGGAAGCCAAAAGUAGGCUGCUUCUUGUCCAGGCAGGGUGGAGGCUCUCUACAUAGGAAGGAGGUCUCCUUGGAGGCUGUUGUGGGAGUAUGGAAAAGUGCAAAGAGGAGAGAGAUGGAGAUGACGAGACUCCAGUCUUUGAAGUUCUCAGUUUAAAAGAAAAAUAAGCUUUUUGCUGCCUCCCAAACUUAAGGUUUGGUUUUCUUUUAAUUAUGUCUCUGGAGCACCCUCUGAAACCCACUUCUCCUGCAGCUGUCAAGCCAAUAUACUCUUUCAAGACGUCCCUGUUUCAGGGGAGAUGAGCUUGAACUCAUUCUUUUCCCGCUCCCUUUCCCUCUAGCGGAGAUGAAGGCGCUCCCUCCUUCCUGUGGUUGUGUUGCCAAUAAGCCUUUGCAGCAGUAAGGGGCUGUCCCAGGGAGGCUGCCUGGAGCUCUCUGAGGAGUGUUCCCAGCAUGUCCUUUCCCUCGCCCUCGCUGCAUGACUGAGGGAGGCAGGGUCCCAGCCUCGCUCCCAGUGUGGGUUCACAAGAAGGCUCCUUGUCAUCAAGUGGGUGGGUAAGGAGUGUGGAGACCAGCUGGCUUCCCCCAAACCAGUGCCCACCACCUUAACCCCACAGGUUUCCAGACUAGGAAAAGUUGCUGAGGAAUGGCAGAGCUGUCAGGUUUCCCUUCUUUCUUUCUUUCUUUUUUUUAACCCCCCCACUUACAGAUGUUACCACUGCCACCCCAUCCUUCUCCCCAGGAGUGUGUGCUGCUGAGUGCCAGCCCACUUGCCACUCUGGACUGAGGGACCCAAUCCACUUGCCCCCCUGCUGUUCCCACAACUGGCCAAGCCACCUGUGAGCUGCUGCUGUGGGACAGCCUGCUCUCCUCUGGCACAGGGAAGGAGGGGAGAGGCGGGGAUGCCCCCCCAGCCACCUGCUUAUGUGUGUGAAGCUUUGAUGCCGCUUUGCCCUGCCACACGUAUUAUACCUGCUUUAAAAAUAGUGGUGUGAGUGGAAGGAGGAAAAGAGGAGGGACCAACCUCUUUGUAUCUUAAAAGGAAAAAAGCGUGCUUCAGAAAUGUUCCUCCAGCAUCAGGCAGCAAUGGAAACUAACGGCCUCUUCAGGCCUUUUCUAGUCUUGGAUGUAGGCGUUCAGCUUCAAUUUUAUUUUUUAAAAACCUGCACUAAUUUACCUGGUUUCUUAGGAAGAGAAGAGAGACAUUUUUUUUUUAACUUUUAUUUUUUAUGGGUUUGUGUUCUUUUUGUUGAUGUCUGUUUGUAUUGAAUAAUUUGCUACAUUUGUAAAAUGUAAGAGGUAUAUAUAAUAUAUGUAUAUUUCUAACGUAAAAAAAAAAACUGUAAUUUUUUUCUUUUCAAGAUUUUUUCUUAAAAAGAGGAGAGAAAAAAAUAUUUUUUCAGGAAAAAAAACUUUAAAAAAAAAAAGUGGUGAAGAUUUCUUUCUCCCCACUCAGCCUCCCUCCUUUUCCUCCCGCCCUGACGAGUGAAAUUGACAGUUGCCUUGUGGGAGAGAAGGAGUGAAAGAGGACAAGUCUGUGGGUGCUCUGCUUGGGAUUCUUCCUGAGAAGGUGGCUAUUGAGAGGGGGAUCCAGGGAGGUUGCUGUCUUUUUGUUUUGUUUUCUUUUUUUUCUUAUUAAUUUUUUUUCUUUAGCGAAGGAGGAAUACAAUCAAGAGUUUUGUAUUCAGAAUGUUGUGCAAUAUUUUGGAACGGGACAUUGGUGUGUCUAGAGAUUUAGUUAAAAACAAACACAAAAAAAAACCCAACAAAAAAAAAAAGGUUGAUCAAAUCUGUACAGUUUCUAUUGUUCCAGAUUUUUUUAAGUUUGUAUUAAAAGCAUGAUAUAAUAA
This is a messenger RNA of Apus apus (common swift), 5141 nucleotides long. It is a transcript of the gene TOB2, whose product is annotated as transducer of ERBB2, 2. Gene Ontology annotation, biological process: regulation of gene expression. Lineage: Eukaryota; Metazoa; Chordata; Aves; Apodiformes; Apodidae. Bases 842 to 1864 code for a protein of 340 amino acids. Gene Ontology annotation, molecular function: transcription corepressor activity. The record is from RefSeq and is a predicted model, not a curated record. Gene Ontology annotation, cellular component: cytoplasm; nucleus. The transcript is spliced from 2 exons.